GGAACUCAGCGUCCAAGUUUCCCCCAGGAGACCUCGCCCCCUCGGCUCUCCAGCCAAUCAGCAGCACUCGUGUGUGCGGCCACGCUCUCGGCUUUUCUCCCCAACAGGUGACGGCGGCCAGAUAGGCCACGGGCCAGAUGUGGGGCGUGAGGGCCCAGGUGUUGUUUCGGCUAUGGGGGUUGCGGCCCGCAGGGGUCCCCGGAAGGAGGGUGUUAAGCUGCCAUGCUGCGUCGGAAGAGGGAAGCGGUUCGGCGAGGUGUUGGAACUGCGGCAGCCCCGGGCGGGGGGACGGGUUCUUCUGCCACCAGUGCCGAGCGCUGCAGCCGCCGGACCCGACUCGAGACUACUUCAGCCUCAUGGAUUGCAACCGUUCCUUCAGAGUUAACACUACAAAACUCCAGCACAGGUUUCAGCAACUACAGCGUCUUGUCCACCCAGAUUUCUUCAGCCAGAGAUCUCAGACUGAAAAGGACUUCUCAGAGAAGCAUUCAACCCUGGUGAAUGAUGCCUAUAAGACCCUGCUGGCCCCCCUGAGCAGGGGACUAUACCUUCUAAAGCUUCAUGGGAUAGAGAUUCCUAAAGGGACAGAUUAUGAAAUGGAUAGUCAAUUCCUCAUGGAAGUAAUGGAAAUCAAUGAAAAACUUGCAGAAGCUCAAAGUGAAGCUGCCGUGAUAGAAAUUGAAUCCACUAUACAAGGUACAGGCGUGCAUUUCCAUGCCCCGUUGAAAGUCUACAUUCAUGUUUGGUUGACUCAACUGCUCUGGAGGCCCAGGGUGAGGCAGCACAUCAUGGCAGAAGAAUACAGUGGAGGAAGCUACUCCCCUCAAAGAAACCAGGAAGCAAAAAGAGUGACCCACAAUGGCCUAAUUGCCUUCCAUUAGGCCUCGCCUCCUAAAAGUUCCACCAUUCUCCAAUAGGCUAGUGACCAAGCCUCUAACACAUGGACCUUUGGAAGAUUCUUAUCCAAACUAUAGCACUCCUCCUAUCCCUUUUUUUUAAAUUUGAUUUCCUACAAUUUUAUAAACCUCAGCGAUUGCCUCUCAGACCUUCCAUGGGCUAAAAAACAGUGUAACCUGGUAUAGUGGCACACACCUAUAAUCAGUAGCUCAGAAAGCUGAGGCAGGAGGAUCACAAGUUCAAAGCCAGCCUC
Molecule: messenger RNA, 1150 nt
Organism: Marmota flaviventris (yellow-bellied marmot)
Lineage: Eukaryota; Metazoa; Chordata; Mammalia; Rodentia; Sciuridae
Source: RefSeq, a predicted model, not a curated record